This is a messenger RNA of Beauveria bassiana ARSEF 2860, 2964 nucleotides long. Its product is annotated as vegetative incompatibility protein HET-E-1. The record is from RefSeq and is a predicted model, not a curated record. NCBI's taxonomy places the organism in Eukaryota, Fungi, Ascomycota, Sordariomycetes, Hypocreales, Cordycipitaceae. The coding region runs from base 1 to 2964 and encodes 987 amino acids. The transcript is spliced from 10 exons.
AUGGAGCACAGCAUAACGUUGUGGGCCACCGUGUUGGUGCUGCUGCUGACUUCUGCUCUCCUCUUCCCCACCAUCAUCAAGCUUCACCGACGCGGCACAGCUAACCGUGUUGAUGGCCUUUAUGUUAUUUCCGAGCCAGAGAAUGGCGGCGAGGCCAGCUUUGAAAUCGUUGCCGUCCACGGCCUCGGUGCUCAUCCAGAAAAAACUUGGACGUCCCAAGCCCCCUCGAGAUCGACAAAUUCCGAAGAGCGAAGCCGAGUACACCUGCUCCGAGACCUCCUUAAACACGACUUCCCGAAAGCAAGAAUUCUCGCCUUUGCUCAUAACUCUGACUGGUUGAUGAAUGCCCCAGUUACUACUGCGCAGCUGAUUGGCGAACGAUUGCUGGACGGGUUGGUGAAGCACCGGAGGAAACACCGGUGCGUUCCCAUCGUCUUCAUCGGCCACAGUUUUGGCGGCAUUAUUAUCAAGGAGGCCCUGUGCAAAUCCGGAGAGGAUACGAAAGAGAUUGUCGACAGUACAUCCGGCAUUCUUUUUCUCGGGACCCCUCAUCAAGGAUCCCCCAUGUCACUCUUCGGCAUCCUUGCAGCCCGUAUCAGUAGCGUCUUCGGGUCCAGCAUGGGCCUGCUCCUCUCGCUAUCGAGCCACCGCGACAAGCUCUCUGAUCUGGACGAACGCUUUGACGAGUGCAUGAAGAUGAAAGAAGGUCGCCGACAGCGGACUGAAAUCGUGGCCUUACGCGAAGCCAAGCCUACACGCAUGUUCGGCUGGCUAUCUAUUGGACUGGUCGUCCCUAGAGACUCAGCUCGCGGUAGCCACGGCGCCAUAACGAUUGACAUUGAUACAGACCAUUCCGGUUUAAACAAGUGCAAGACGACGGAAGACAAGUUGUACAUUAACCUUAAGCAAGUGUUGACUAGGCUUAAAGCGACUACUGCCCCGACGCUGAACGGCAACCAAAAGUUUGUCGUUGGCAAUCUGCGCACGGUAGAAGAGGCUGCGUUUGAUUCCCAUGCAAACGAACAAGUUGCGACGUGCCUCGAGAAUACUCGGCAUGAGCUCCUCAAAGCCAUAAUGGACUGGUCCAACGAUCAGACUGACGAGCAUGUUUACUGGCUUCAAGGAAAGGCUGGCACUGGCAAGUCAACAAUCGCUCGUACAAUGGCCGCUGAUCUCAGCGCCAAAGGCCGCCUUGGUGGCAGCUUCUUUUUCAAGAGGACCGAGUCCGAUCGCAGUAAUGCUGGGCGCCUGUUUACGACCAUCGCUGUACAACUCGCUGAGAGAUUGCCGUCGGUGGCCGGAUAUGUGCGAAACGUUAUCGAGGCGGACCCGACAAUCUCCGCUAAAGGCUUAGGAGAACAGUUCCGUAAGCUCAUUCAGCAUCCUGUUAAAGCUGCGCAACAAACCCUCUCAAAGCCUAUGACGGUUGUGAUUGAUGCCCUUGACGAGUGCGAGACGGAUCAGGACGUCACAACUAUUAUCAAAUUACUGUUGCAAAGUGAUCUUCGGCAGGCAGGGCCCUUGAAAUUCUUAAUCACCAGCAGAUACGAACCUCCGAUUCGUCUGGGCUUUAGCGACAGCCACGGCAAAUUCAUAGAGUUUCCUCUUCACGAGAUCCCCCCGCGUAUGAUCGAGCGAGGUAUCGCAAUCUUUCUGAAAUUCCGAAUCUGCGAAAUUCGGCGCCAGCACAAUAUCGCCACGAGUUGGCCGAGUCAGGCUAUGCUCGAAGAUCUUCUUAAGAGAUCCGUCCCACUAUUCAUCUCCGCGGCUACCGCUUGCCGCUUUAUUGAAGAUAAUCGACAAGGCGAGGGCGGGCCAGACAGUCGACUCCGGCAGAUUCUCCAACAUGAAGCCUAUGGAGACUUUGACCAGACAUACAUGCCUAUCCUGAAUCAGAUGGUUCAGGGACUGAAAGGCACCUCACGUCGCAAUGCAAUCACUGAGUUCAAAAAAAUAGUGGGCUCGAUAGUCACUCUCUCAAGUCCUCUUGGCGUUAUAUCACUGGCAAACCUUCUUGGUAUUGCGGUAGAACGCGUUGAUAAUAGGCUGCAGAUGUUUCAUUCGGUUCUCGACAUCCCAACUGACAGUACAGCUCCUGUGAGAAUAUUCCACGAAUCGUUUCGGGAAUAUCUUGUCCAUUCUGACCCAGAGGAUAAACAUCAAUUCUGGGUAGACGAGAAGGCUACCCACAACAUGCUCGCAGAGAGGUGUCUUCGGCUACUCUCCGAAAAUGGUCGCCUUAAACAAGACAUCUGUGGGCUAGCAGCACCGGGGAAGACUCGGUUUUCCGUUGGCAAACAUCAAAUUGACCAUUGUCUGCCACCAGAGGUUCAAUAUGCGACUUUAUACUGGGUGCGUCACCUGAAAGGUAGCGGAGCCAAGCUUUGUGAUGGACACCAAGUACUCCAAUUCCUCCAAUGCUACUUCCUUCACUGGCUUGAGGCGUUGAGUCUUAUUGGAAGGAUAUCUGAGGGCAUUGGGCUUAUAGGCGAGUUGCAAAGCCUAAUUGAGUCACAUAGCAGUACUAAGACCUCACACUUUCUUCGUGACGCAAAUCGUUUCAUUCUUAAUUACCGCUCAAUAAUCGACCAGUCACCUCUCCAACUCUACGCCUCUACGCUCAUCUUUGCACCAGAGACAAGUAUUAUUCGAAAUUUAUUUCACAAUGAUACCGGCCAGGUGUCAGCGAAGGCUAUCGUAGAACAAAACUGGAGUGCUUGUUUACAAACACUCGAGGGCCACAGCCGCUGGCCUAGAGUGUGGACGCUAAACCUGUUCCUGACUCAAAAAUGCGCUAACGGGAGGCGGACCCUAGCUGAGAACCCAUUAGCGUACGCGCGUGCAGCCCGCCCCAGCAUCUCCAGGAUCCAUGGCCCGCGUGCCGAAUUGGGCCAGGACCCCUUGCCGCAGUGGCUGGUUUCGAACCGGCUGGCCGGUGGUCAUUCGAAACGACGACACUAUUGA